This is a messenger RNA of Thamnophis sirtalis, 1335 nucleotides long. RefSeq names its product glutathione peroxidase 3 (gene GPX3). The record is from RefSeq and is a predicted model, not a curated record. Gene Ontology annotation, biological process: response to oxidative stress. Gene Ontology annotation, molecular function: glutathione peroxidase activity. Lineage: Eukaryota; Metazoa; Chordata; Lepidosauria; Squamata; Natricidae.
UAGCUGUUGAGCUGAAAGGUGAUAAUGUGUUGACACAGAGAGAAAGCGGGAGAAACACAAAGAGCAUCUACAGCAAGCAGCAACCCAGAUUUUUGUGGAAGUGAGGCCGGGCAAGGGGUGCAGGAGCCCCGUCCCUCUUGCUUCCCAGCCAUGAAGGGCAGACUGAAAGGACCCUGGAUCCUCUCUUUGCUCUUGGCUGGUUUAUUUCACCCCAACUGGGGGCAAGGACAAGAAGAGAUUUUGACAAGACUUCAAUUAUCUCAUCAACAUGAGGAACCAAGAUCUUGCCCGCGUGCUCCUAAUUCUCAACCGAUCCCAGAUCGAGCCAAGGUGGAUUGCUAUGACUCAGUUCAAGGAUCAGCCCAUGAUUACGGGGCUCUGUCUAUAACUGGUGAAUACAUCGCCUUCCGGAAUUUUGUGGGGAAGUAUAUCCUCUUUGUAAAUGUGGCCACUUUCUGAGGACUCACAGCACAAUAUCUUGAACUGAAUGCACUACAAACUACACUGGGACCUGACCGACUGGUCAUCUUAGGCUUCCCAUGCAAUCAAUUUGGAAAACAAGAACCUGGACAGAAUUCUGAAAUCCUUCAAGGAAUAAAACAUGUCAGGCCAGGGGGAGGUUUUGUCCCCAAUUUCCAACUCUUUCAAAAAAUUGAAGUAAAUGGGGAAAAUGAACAGAAAAUUUACACCUUCCUGAAGAACUCCUGUCCACCAGUUGUGGAAACUUUUGGUGACCCAGCAAGACUCUUCUGGACACCUAUGAAGAUCCAUGACAUUAAGUGGAACUUUGAGAAAUUUUUGGUUGAUCCUCAAGGAAAGCCGGUGAUGAGGUGGUUUCACCGGACAAAUGUUUCCACUGUAAAGAAUGAUAUCAUAAGAUACAUGAGGAAAAACAUAAAUGGAUAGACUCCAUACAAAUGAAGAUGGAUUCAGGCGGGGGGGAGGCAGGCUGUAGACAUAUCCAGACAUAUUCAUUUUCUUCUGCCAAACAACUGAACAUCCAAAUAUCCUUUAUUCAAAGCUAAAAUAGGGUUGUUAGAAUUUGCCUUACAAGGUGCCAAUUUACAUACUAAUAAUUCUAAAUAUUAAUAUCAAAAUUCUUAAUCUUAACCUAUUUUCAAGCAUAACUUUAUAAAAUCUCAGUUUACUCAAUGAUAGCAGGAUGGAAGCAAUAUGUAUUGGGAAACCAUUUUAGUAACUUCUGAUACUGCUUCAAACUUCUGUAACUUGAGCAUGAGUAACAAGAUCAAGAUGAUAUUUUGAUUUUUGCAUCUCUAGUAUAUUAUGGUACUAAAGAAGACUAUUCCUCCCUUUCAUUAUUAACAUAUUGAUGCA